UGGAACCCCAGGGUUCCGCGAAGCAAAAGUAAGGGUUCCACGAGAAUGUGGCAUUGCCCUGCCCCCUCUUAAAGAGACAGUGUAUUUUGCAGGGGGUUUUUGCUCGACCAAUUCUGAUGGGUGGUUUUUUUGUUUUUUUUUUCUGCUUGCCAAAUUUUAGGGUUUCCCCUGGGAAUCCUAGGGGUUCCUUGAAAUUAUUUUAAGCUGAAAAGGGUUCCGUGGCCAAAUAAAAUUGGGAAACACUGGUUUAGAGAGUAACACUGCUAUGAGACAUGCCCCAAGGCUGGGAAGGGAUCUUGCCGUGGUGAGAGUCAAUGAACGCGUUGAAUGUGGAUACAAUGGAAUAGAUUGACACGCCUGCUGACGGACAAUGGAGACAUUCCAGAAGGUGGAGAAGAUUGGGGAAGGCACCUACGGUGUGGUGUACAAGGCUAGGAACAAACGGACAGGCCAGCUGGUGGCUCUGAAGAAGAUCCGUCUGGAUUCGGAGACAGAAGGUGUUCCGAGUACAGCAAUCCGAGAAAUCUCUCUGCUCAAAGAACUUAAGCAUCCCAACAUAGUCAGGCUUCUGGAUGUUGUGCACAGUCAGAAGAAGCUGUACUUGGUAUUUGAGUAUCUGAAUCAGGACUUGAAAAAGUACAUGGACUCGUCCCGGACAGGGGAGCUCCCUUUAAGUUUGGUAAAGAGCUAUCUGUUCCAGCUGCUGCAGGGUGUGAACUUCUGUCACUCACACAGAGUCAUUCAUAGAGAUUUAAAGCCACAGAAUUUGCUUAUCAAUGAAGCAGGAGCCAUCAAGCUGGCAGAUUUUGGCCUGGCGAGAGCCUUCGGGGUUCCAUUGCGCACAUACACUCAUGAGGUGGUAACUUUAUGGUACCGGGCCCCUGAAAUCUUGCUGGGAUGUAAAUACUAUUCGACUGCAGUGGAUGUCUGGAGUAUUGGCUGUAUCUUUGCAGAAAUGGUGACAAGAAAAGCGCUGUUUCCUGGGGAUUCUGAAAUUGACCAACUCUUCCGGAUUUUCCGCACCCUUGGCACCCCCACCGAGGCAGGUUGGCCCGGGGUAACCCAGCUUCCUGACUAUAAAGGAAAUUUUCCCAGGUGGGCAAGAAAGGAGAUGAAGGAGAUUGUUCCGAACUUGGAUCGUGAUGGGAGAGACUUACUGGCGCAAUUGCUGCUGUAUGACCCUGACAGGCGCAUCUCAGCCAAGGCAGCACUGAACCACCGGUACUUCUGGCAGAGCCCCCGUGACACCAAAGACCAACACUUGCUGCAGAAACACUGCAGAUGAAAGGCUGCAGCACCACCUGCCCACCUGGAUUCUUGAUGCUGGGCUCUGUGCAUCAGGGCAUUGAUCCUUUUGGUGGCUUAAGCAGGAGGUUGGCCUGUGUUGUAAUACACAGGCUAGGGCUGAAAUGCCUGUGUAUUAUAAAGGGACCCGGAAGUGUUAGUUCUCAGUUAAACAGAGGGAGUUGGAGGCUGUCAACCAUUGCUGGGGAUAUGUGUUAUGGCAGUUAGAUCUUAUUGAGGUUGUUGUUACAUAUGAUAGAGAUGGGCCUGAUGACACCAUCCAUUAGCUGACGGGGGGGGGAGGGGGGAGAGGUGGGAAGUAGAUUCUCAGAGUCUAAAGCCACUUCCAAAUGCUUGCCUCUUUGGUGGGGUGCGUAGCAGACGUGAUGGCUGGUGCAAUGCAGAUUGCCUUUCUCUUUCAGAACCCAUAGAUUAUCCUGUCCUGGUUUUGGUUCAAAUUGCAAAUAUGUGUCAGUUUCACUCCCAGCAUCAGCUAGUGCUUGACCUAAAGCAGUGGGGGGAGCUACUGCAGACUGACAUGAGCACCACUUUUUAGUGCUAUUAAGAAGACUAGGGGCUGUUGGUAUUAGAUACAUCUUUGUAUCUAAUGCAAUUCUGUUUAAGAAUUUUAGAGUUUAAAUUCCUAGUUAAACAGCAAGUGCAAUUAUUUUAAGAAUGAUCUUCAUUGUGCUAGGAGGAGAACCAAAACCUCUAACUAGGACAAUGUGUGAAGUCACAAUUCUGGAGAAGACUCCCUUUUGUUGUCCACACACACCUCUAGUUCAGUUACUUUGAUUAGCUUUGAAAAACGAAUUUACUGUUUAUCUUUCAAAAGAUUUAGCACUAAUUUUCGAUGCAGUUGUGGGGAGUCUCUUCUAUAUUAAAU
Pelodiscus sinensis (Chinese soft-shelled turtle) is the source of this 2170-nucleotide messenger RNA. It is a transcript of the gene CDK3, whose product is annotated as cyclin dependent kinase 3. Gene Ontology annotation, molecular function: cyclin binding; ATP binding; cyclin-dependent protein serine/threonine kinase activity. NCBI's taxonomy places the organism in Eukaryota, Metazoa, Chordata, Testudines, Trionychidae. The record is from RefSeq and is a predicted model, not a curated record. Gene Ontology annotation, biological process: regulation of G2/M transition of mitotic cell cycle; regulation of gene expression; G1/S transition of mitotic cell cycle. Gene Ontology annotation, cellular component: cytoplasm; cyclin-dependent protein kinase holoenzyme complex; nucleus.